AUGGCGGCACGUCUCGCAUUCAAUACCUACGCUCCUCUCUCGUCUCCGGCGCCGUCUGCCUCUUCUGCACAUCACACUGGAAUCACAGCCAUGGCUUCCUACGGUUCCAAUUCCUUCGCUUCUUCGAGCUCCGGCUCGCCAACCGAGUCUCCACUCGACAAGGUGCGCGAGUACACGUCCAAGGUGGAGGACUUGAUCGACCAGUACACCCAGCCGCUCAAGCCGCAUCUCCCCGCCCUGGGUCGCUUCCUGAUCGUGGUGACCUUCCUCGAAGAUGCGCUUCGAAUUGUGACGCAGUGGUCGGAUCAGAAGUACUACCUCCAACGUCAUCGUCAUUUCCCUUGGGGCAUCAGCCACAUUUUCCUGUUGACCAACGUCAUUGUCAUGACCGCUGCUUCUACGGCCGUCAUCAUGCGCAAAUACCCCGAGAUCUCGGUCGGCGCAUUGUUCAGCGUGGUCGUGAUCCAAGGGUUCGGCUACGGUCUCAUUUUCGACAUCAACUUUUUCCUGCGCAACCUGUCGGUGGUGGGCGGUCUUCUCAUGGUGCUCUCGGACAGCCUGUCUGCCAAGAAGAACAUCUUUGCGGGACUGCCGAGUCUGAGCGAGACGGACCGCAAGAUCUACUUCCAGCUGGCGGGUCGGGUGCUGCUCAUCUUCCUGUUCAUCGGCUUCAUCAUCCAGGGUGCGUGGUCGGUAGCCCGCGUGCUGGUGUCGGUGCUCGGUCUGGGCGCGUGCGUCAUGGUGGUGGUCGGCUUCAAGGCUCGCUGGAGUGCCAGUUUCCUCGUGUUGAUCCUGAGCGUGUUCAACAUCUUUGUCAACAACUUCUGGACGGUGCACUCGGCACACCCUUCGCGCGAUUUCUUGCGCUACGACUUCUUCCAGACCCUCUCGAUCGUCGGCGGUCUGCUGCUGCUCGUCAACAUGGGUCCCGGUGGCAUCUCGGUCGACGAGCGCAAGAAGGCCUAA
Messenger RNA from Kalmanozyma brasiliensis GHG001, 966 nucleotides. Its product is annotated as Surfeit locus 4. The record is from RefSeq and is a predicted model, not a curated record. Gene Ontology annotation, biological process: Golgi organization. Lineage: Eukaryota; Fungi; Basidiomycota; Ustilaginomycetes; Ustilaginales. The transcript has 2 exons. The coding region runs from base 1 to 966 and encodes 321 amino acids. Gene Ontology annotation, cellular component: membrane; endoplasmic reticulum-Golgi intermediate compartment; endoplasmic reticulum.